Messenger RNA from Rhagoletis zephyria (snowberry fruit fly), 621 nucleotides. RefSeq names its product putative nuclease HARBI1. The record is from RefSeq and is a predicted model, not a curated record. NCBI's taxonomy places the organism in Eukaryota, Metazoa, Arthropoda, Insecta, Diptera, Tephritidae.
AUGUGUCCGCUUAUUAGAGCGUCCGUCUAUGCGACCUUUCACUGUUGUAUCGACGGUACACACAUCGUCAUUGAUCCUCCUAGUGAACGGAAGGAUGACUAUAUCGAUCGCAAAGGGAAUAUGUCAAUAACUUUGCAAGCCGUAUGCAAUGAGCACAAGAAGUUCAUAGAUAUUUUUGUGGGAUUCCGGGAUCGUCUCACCUGGGUUUUUCAAAACUCGAAUUUGUACCGAAAAUUAGAAACAAAUUGCAAAGAUUAUUAUUUAUUAGGAGACUCUGCCUAUCCUUGCACUCAGCACUUGGUGACACCCUACAGAGACAAUGGGCACCUGACAAGAGCGGAAAAAAAUUUCAACAUCAAAUUAAGCUCGGGUCGUGUGGCCAUAGAACACUGCUUUGGAAUUUUAAAACAGCGAUUCAGACAAUUGUACUUCUGCAAACUUAAGGGUCAGAAAAAAGUAUGCCAUUUUAUAAGAGCAUGUUGUGUCUUACACAAUAUUGCUAAAGAAGACGAUCUGGAAUUUGUAAUGCAAGAUGAAGAAGGAGUUUUAGGUUAUGUGCCUGAACAAAUAUCAAGAGGAAAUGCUGUAAGGAACACUAUUUGCCAACAACUACCAAAUUAA